AUGAUGGUCCAUCUUUCAGACGAGGACUGCGAGGACAGUUCAUCUCACGUGUGGCUCCCUGGUGCCAGAUAUAGACCAGAACCUCCUGAAACAUUGGCCAGAGCAUCACACUUCACUCCUCACGAGAUAAAGCUCAUGUACAGAGGCUUCAAACAGGAAUGUCCCACAGGAGUACUGGAUGAAGAAGCAUUCAAGAACAUCUUCUCACAGUUCUUUCCACUCGGUGAUGCCACUCAGUAUGCUCACUUCGUUUUCAACACUGUGAAACACAAACAGACAGGGAAACUUAAUUUUGAGGAAUUCCUGGACACUUUAUCCCGAGUCGCUCGAGGCUCUCGUCAGGAGAAAUUAUCCUGGAUGUUCGCGUUGUACGACGUGGAUGGUGAUGGAAGGAUCUCCAGAAGUGAGAUGCUGUCUGUUGUACGAGCUGUUUACGAGCUGCUGGGACGAGCAGCUGCACCACCUGUGGAUAAAGCCGCUGCUGAGGAUCACGUAGAUAGAAUAUUUCAUCUGAUGGACACAAACGCGGAUGGUGUAGUAACUCCUGAUGAGCUAGCCCGUUGGUGUGCCCGGGAUCCCGCUCUACUCCGCUCUCUAGACACUUUGGACACAGUGUUGUGA
This is a messenger RNA of Danaus chrysippus (African queen), 621 nucleotides long. NCBI's taxonomy places the organism in Eukaryota, Metazoa, Arthropoda, Insecta, Lepidoptera, Nymphalidae. The record is from the annotation of a GenBank genome assembly.